This is a messenger RNA of Fusarium redolens, 1602 nucleotides long. RefSeq lists its product as uncharacterized. The transcript has a single exon. Bases 1 to 1602 code for a protein of 533 amino acids. The record is from RefSeq and is a predicted model, not a curated record. Lineage: Eukaryota; Fungi; Ascomycota; Sordariomycetes; Hypocreales; Nectriaceae.
AUGCCUACUUCCCCAAACCUAGUCACGCUUCCGGGUGAGGUCAGGGACGAGGUUUACGGCCAUUACUUCAGAGUUGAAGGCGGAUAUGUCUUCGACAGUAAUUCUGAGAAGCUCACCGCUGUGGACGGCGGGCCCAUCCAUCUUUCCUUGAUCCAGACAUGCCGGUCUAUCGCAAAUGACACCAGACAUCUACCUUUCAGACUGAACGACAUCUCAUUCUCGACACUCUGCUCACCCAAAUGGAGUGCUUGGGCUGGUCGCUACCAGUACCAAUCGAACUUUCUUGCCAUCCUGAAAGGAGAUAUGCUUUAUCAACUUCAAGGUCGUCACAUGUCUCCUGAUUUGGAAGCCGCGUUGGAACAAAAGUUCCCAAGGCUCAUGCCAGACUUCAAAAACCGCCUUGAGAGGGAGUAUCGUCCAUCUAUUCAAUACAGUCGCCGCAAUAGCAAUGCUCUUAGAUAUUCUAAGGACUUUGUGGACGACAGGGUGGCCGUUGAUAGCCGCUUUAGUCAGAUAAGGAAAUGGGGCGAGGAUGUGACUAUGUCAAGGGAAGCUAUCGCAUUCAGUCUCCGGUUUGUAGCAAAGAGCCAACGCCCCAAACUCGCCAAGCUGAUCGAAGAAAUAUUGCCUGGUUGGACACUCGAUCAUGAUCCUCAAGAGCUCCUUGAUCUGACUUUGGAUCCCUGGGAUAUUCCCUCCAAGAAGACUCUCUGGCGGAUUGGGCAAAUUCUCAGGGACGACUAUGCAUGGGAGCACAUUCACAAGUGGCACCAUGGAUUUCGCGAAAAGUAUCGCUUUUCUGCGGCGGCAGUGGCAAUCCGAUUUCUUCGUGAACUGUCCGCUGAGCAGAGGCAACAUCUACGACAUGUCACCCUCGUGGAAGAUGCAUAUGCCGUUUGUUCCUCAUCAUGUCAUGCCAUGGGUCUUGUUGACAUCUGCAAGGAGAAUCCAAAACUUCAGAUUCGACGUCAUGUCAAAUUAUACCGCAGCCCAGCAGCAUCUUUCGGCAGGGCCCUGAUAACUCUGACAUAUUCCGAUCUAUCAAGGCUUCCUUCUCGAAAUACCCGCUCUGACUUUGUCACUCCUCUCGUUAUGGCUUCUGAGAUUGCUCAAUGGUUGAAAGAGGCAGCUUUUCUGCCACAUGCUGGAAUGCCGCCGAACUCAUUCACGCUAUUCCUAGAUGGAGAACCACACAAAGCCUUCUAUACUAGGGUGUUUGAGAGCGUCCUGCUGCUAGGUGAAGGCCUUACUCAAGCGUAUGGAAAGCUCCUUCAGAUGCGACCUCACCAAUUCCAGGAAAGGGUUUAUUGGGAUCUUUACAGUGACCACCUUUCUAUGGCACUUAAACUCUUGACGGAUCAGGACUCGACACCAAGACGCACGAGCGACACCGCACUUAUCUGCACCAAUUUUGAUGUGGGCCGACGUCCUGAUGUCGAAAAGCUUGUGGUGGAUCGUCUGCACUGGGACUCAAUGCAUUGGGACAUGGCAUUUAUUAUGGUGGGUUUGAACGUCGAGGUACGGCCGUCAGCUUUUGGGCAAUGGCAUGAUAAUGUCUUGAGGUACUUUGAACAGAAACCCCCUGGUAUGGAAGACCUCUAG